Molecule: messenger RNA, 1457 nt
Organism: Xenopus tropicalis (tropical clawed frog)
Lineage: Eukaryota; Metazoa; Chordata; Amphibia; Anura; Pipidae
Gene: lbx2
Product: ladybird homeobox 2
Exons: 2
Coding region: 293-991 (232 amino acids)
Biological process (GO): regulation of DNA-templated transcription
Cellular component (GO): nucleus
Molecular function (GO): DNA-binding transcription factor activity, RNA polymerase II-specific; DNA binding
Source: RefSeq, a predicted model, not a curated record
AUGUGUGAGUGUGAGUGAGUGUGUGAGUGAGUGUGUGAGUGUGAGUGAGUGUGAGUGUGAGUGAGUGCUGGGGGGCUAGUAGUUUUGCCCUGGCUCCUCCCCCCGGGGGCUGCGCUCCUCCUGUCAGCGCUUUCCGCUCAGCGACUCACAUUGCGCCCCGAACCCCCAAACCCAAGGCGGCCCCUCACUGCCCCAGUACUGCCUGAAACUGCCCCAGGAACAUCGCCCCGACCCCCGGACAUGUCUCCGCGACCCCCCGAAGGGACGGGAUUGGGGGAUCUCUGAGAGGAACAUGAAGCAGCGCAAGAAGUCGGCCAUGGAGCAGGCGAUUAAGUCGCUAACCCCGUUUAGUAUCGCGGAUAUACUGAGCAAACCGUCUGUCAGAAAGGAACCCGUCUGUCUGGGGGCCCCCCCGCAAUACCGGCUGCCCAAAUGGGGGCCCCGACAUGGGGGGCUCCCCCAGGCUUCCCCACUCUGUGCCCUACAGGAGCUGGCGAGCAAAACCUUCCUGGGGCUGGAGGCGACUGUGCUGCAGGCAGCAGAAGGUCAGGAGACGCCCAAUUGCUUUGACCAGCGCGACGGCUCCAAGAAGCGCAGAAAGUCCAGGACGGCUUUCACCAAUCACCAGAUCUUUGAACUGGAAAAGAGAUUCCUGUACCAGAAGUAUCUGUCUCCGGCCGAUCGGGACCACGUGGCCCAACAGCUGGGCCUGAGCAAUUCCCAAGUCAUCACAUGGUUCCAGAACCGCAGAGCCAAGCUCAAGAGGGACCUUGAUGAGAUGAAGGCAGAUGUUGAGUCGCUCAAGAAGUUGCCUCCUCAAACGCUGGAGAAGUUGGUGUCUGCCCCCGAGGUGGGGGUUACUGGGGCAGUCACUGGGAGGGGCAGCUGCCCAAACACAAGGGGUGCGUUCUCUCAGUUGCCCCAGGGCUGCUUCCUGGAUCGCUCUGGUGAUAAGUUUCUGGAUGAGGAGGAGAUUGAUGUGGAUGAUUAGGAGGAGCUGGGGGGGGGGGGCUAGAAGCAAUGCAGUUCCACCUCUGCCAAGGGGGCAAUAAGUGCCCCAGAUGGGUUCCUUAGCCCAUUAUUUACCAACUAUAACCCUACUAUAUUUAUCAGUGGAAUAUUCAGUAGGACAGUGGCCUCUCAGUCUGGGGGGGAAUUCUGGGUAGGAGACCUAUUUGGCCUGGAUUUGUAGUUUCAUAGAAUAACCAAAAAGUCAACGCAGUCACAUGUUCUACAAUGACCAAUGCUCUCCUUGGCCCCGCCCAAUAUAACUCCUGCCCUGACCUAAUCUUCCCCAAACUACCCCUCUUUGCACUGUCCCAUAGUCAUCCUCAACCCAACUCAUUUCUCACAAUCUGGAAGUCUGCCUUAUGCCAUGGGGAUCCCCCAGCUCAACUCAGUCUGCCCCAACGUGGCACUCGCUCAGAGCCAUUUAAUUGCCACCUAGAACCCUAUAU